UCAUGGGUUUAGACUGACGUCUCCUGGAACAGCGAGAAACACAUUCAGCUAGAUUACAAAUCAGAGAGGUGUGCGUCGUUGUUGUCAGUUGAUUUACACACGUGACAUCAACCGACACGAGCUGCCAUUGAUGUCAUUUUAACAAACUUGUGCUUCGGGAAGUGUCGAGCCCCGGCGGCAGCAGCGGAGCGCAGCAGCACACGCACACCGCACUGGACGCACCGUCCUGUGAACAGGGCUCGGGUUCUAAUUCAGACCUGUCAACGUAACCGUUCCCCCGGGCAGGUCGUUCCGGUCGCGGUGCCGUGGUCGGUUCCUCACACGCCUCCGCCACCGGGCCACUGACAUGUAAAAAACGCCUGGCCCUGGCGACGUCGCCAUAGCUAGCUAGCUAGCUCUAGCUAGCUAGCUAGCAUCGGCUCGCUCAACUAAAAGUUAGCUUUCGGCUAAGCUAGGUCUUUCGGCGAAGACGCCGAGGAAACGCCGCGACUGUCUUUUGUGGAGACACUUACCCUUUUGGACAGUUGAGCCGCGGGGCGCUGGACACACAUCGCGGCGGGUUGGAGCCCGAACACAAAGGAAGUUGUUGCGACCUUUCAGACGUCAUCAUCGGGCGACCGAUGUGUUUGUGAUCUGCUGCCCUGGCAAGCUGCUGGCGAACUAGCCUCGUCUCCAGACACACGACACACGGCACUUGCUUUUCUCUCCGAUUUUGAUCCCAGAUGGCGGCCUCCACUCGCAGGACGGUGAUGUCACUGUAUAUGCGGGCGUUUCGCAUCGCCCGUGCCUGGCAGGCAGAGAGUGGAGUUACAAGUGACACCGAGAGUGAGAGAAAAUACAUAGUUCAGGAGGCCCGCACUCUGUUCAGACAAAACCAGCAGCUCACAGAUCAAGAGUCAAUUAAGAGGUGUAUAGAAGAAUGUGAGGCAAGGAUAGAAAUAGGUCUACAUUACAGGAACCCAUAUCCAAGGGCGACCUACUUACCACCACUUGGACUGGCAACUCAGAAGGGCAGGAAGCUGCGAGCACAGCAGCGUCUGAGGAAGCAGGCCAAGCCAAUUUACUUAGAGUCACAUGAUGACACCUGAUGCUCGAUUUCGAAGAACUUUGCCAAGAGUUCAAGUUACCUAGGACAAGAAAUAAGAGUGCGGUCACAAGCUGAUGUCAAGGGCUGAGUCGAUGCAAGCAAUCACUGAUGAAAGAACGGCCGUCACUCAGGAAAAAGGCAUUUUUGACUGUACAUUUUUUUAAUUCAGUAAACUGCAUGAACUCAAGUUUUAAUUGUAGCUGAUGAGUGUCAGGGAGGCUGUCAGUGGGGUGUGACCUGUUAUAUAAGAUACAUUGUAUAUUAUAUUUUUUUGUAUCUGUCGUGUGAAUGGAUCACGCUCAUGUAGGUGGUGGACAUGGAUUCUACAUUCUAUAAAUUAAAUUGUCUUUAAACACAUGAACUUGCUUCAUGAAACCUUGCAAAUGGCUGCCAGAAUUGGAAUAAAUAAAUGACUAUUUAAGAAUGAA
Molecule: messenger RNA, 1515 nt
Organism: Scophthalmus maximus (turbot)
Lineage: Eukaryota; Metazoa; Chordata; Actinopteri; Pleuronectiformes; Scophthalmidae
Gene: lyrm1
Product: LYR motif containing 1
Exons: 6
Coding region: 723-1088 (121 amino acids)
Cellular component (GO): mitochondrion
Source: RefSeq, a predicted model, not a curated record